Molecule: messenger RNA, 2876 nt
Organism: Plectropomus leopardus (leopard coralgrouper)
Lineage: Eukaryota; Metazoa; Chordata; Actinopteri; Perciformes; Serranidae
Gene: exoc8
Product: exocyst complex component 8
Biological process (GO): Golgi to plasma membrane transport; exocytosis; intracellular protein localization
Cellular component (GO): exocyst
Source: RefSeq, a predicted model, not a curated record
AGCGGAUAUGAACUGAUAAACUGCUCCUCUGUCUGCAUUUAUCGCCCAUUCGUCAACAUUUAGUCUAAAUAAGCAAACACACACACGACAGAAGAUGUCGGAAACGGGAAACCGACUACGGAAGCUUCUCGAAUCUCCUAAUUUCGACCCUCAAAAUUACGUCAAGCAGCUGUCACAGCAGUCCGAUGGCGACAGAGAUUUGCAGGAGCAUCGUCAAAAAAUCCAAAACUUGGCCGACGAAACGGCUCAAAACCUGAAGAAAAAUGUCUACAAGAACUACAGACAGUUCAUCGAGACGGCCAAAGAGAUUUCCUACCUGGAGAGCGAGAUGUAUCAGCUGAGUCACAUCCUGACGGAGCAGAAGAGCAUCAUGGAGAGCAUCACUCAGGCCUUGCUGUCCACAGACAAAGAUGAGACCUCUAAGGAGAUGCAGGCUGCUUUCCCCAAAGAAACAGAGGAGCUGAAGCAGAGGACGCUCACCUCACUGCUGGAGAAAGUGGAAGGGGGUAAAAACAUCAUGGACACCCCAGGGAGGCACCUCGUCUACAAUGGGGACCUUGUGGAGUUUGAUGUUGACAAUAUGUCCCCCAUCCAGAAGGUGCACGCUUUUCUGAUGAACGACUGCUUGUUAAUCGCCACCUGGCUGCCAAACCGCAGAGGAACCGUGAAGUACAAAUACAACGCCCUGUAUGACCUGGAGAGCUUCGCUGUGGUCAAUGUAAAGGACAACCCUCCCAUGAAGGACAUGUUCAAGAUCCUCAUGUUCCCAGACAGUCGCAUCUUCCAGGCGGAGAACAGCAAAAUCAAGAAGGAGUGGCUGGAGAUCCUGGACGAAACCAAGAAGAACAAAGUCACCAAGGACAGGCACAAGAAAGAGGAGGAGGUCCCUACAUCUCCUGUGAGGGCUGAGGUGUCCACCAAUCCUUUUGAUGAGGAUGAUGAUGAGCCAGUAGAUGCUGAAGAAAGCGUUGACCUCAGCCUCGAGUGGAUCCAGGAGUUGCCGGAGGAUCUGGAUGUCUGCAUCGCCCAGAGAGACUUUGAGGGUGCGGUGGACCUGCUGGACAAGCUCAAUGAGUAUCUCAAAGACCAGCCAGUCAACCAGAGGGUCAAAGAGCUCAGGCUGAAGGUGGAUGAGCGUGUUCGGCAGCUGACAGAGGUUCUGGUGUUCGAGUUGUCUCCAGAUCGGUCGCUUCGUGGUGGACCCAAAGCCACCAGGAGGGCUGUGUCCCAGCUGAUCAGACUAGGCCAGUCCACCAAGGCCUGCGAGCUGUUUCUGAAGAACCGCGCCGCUGCAGUCCAGACGGCCAUACGGCAGCUCCGCAUAGAGGGAGCCACGCUGCUCUACAUCCACAAACUCUGCAACAUCUUCUUCACCAGCUUGUUGGAGACGGCCAAGGAGUUUGAGAUGGACUUUGCAGGGAACACGGGCUGCUACUCCGCCUUCGUGGUCUGGUCCAAAUCAGCCAUGAGGAUGUUUGUGAAUGCCUUCAGUAAACAGGUGUUUGACAGUAAGGAGAGUCUGUCGACGGCAGCAGAGUGCGUUAAGGUGGCUAAGGAGCAUUGCCAGCAGCUGACUGAAAUCGGCCUGGACCUGACCUUCACCCUGCAGUCCCUGCUGGUCAAAGACAUCAAAGCGGCUCUGCAGAGCUACAAGGACAUCAUCAUCGAGGCCACCAAGCACCGAAACUCUGAAGAGAUGUGGAGGAGGAUGAACCUCAUGACCCCUGAGGCUCUGGCUAAACUCAAGGAUGAGAUGCGCAGCUGUGGCAUGGGCAGCUUUGAACAAUACACCGGCGACGACUGCUGGGUGAACCUGAGCUACACCAUUGUGGCCUUCACAAAGCAGAUGAUGAGCUUCCUGGAGGAAGGCCUGAAGCUCUACUUCCCCGAGCUGCACAUGGUUCUGCUAGAGAGCCUGAGGGAGAUCAUCCUGGUGGCUGUGCAGCAUGUGGACUACAGCCUGCGCUGCGAGCAGGACCCCGAGAAGAAGGCCUUCAUCAUGCAGAAUGCCACCUUCCUCCACGACACCGUGCUGCCGGUGGUGGAGCGCAGGUUUGAGGAGGGCGUGGGCAAGCCGGCCAAACAGCUGCAAGACCUGAGAAAGAGCACCAGGCCGGUCCGAAUCAAUCCAGAGAGCACCACAUCUGUGGUCUGAGAGUGCAGUUACAGACUGCGAGAUGUCGGCUGUUUUGAGAUUGCGGGACAAGAAAUGCAAGAAAUUAACAGUAUGCAUAAUGGACAGCAGAUAUGCAGCAGAAUUUUUAUUGUAUCUCACAAAAAUACAGAUCGAUAUUGGCUAAUACUGAUGAAAAGUGACUUGAGAUUUGUAUUGCUGUCAAACUAUUAUAUGUGUUUUUAAGAAAUGAACCAUAAAAUGGUCCAUUUCUCAGUGGGAAAACCCCACCCCAACAGAUGAAUUAACCAAACAUUUGGUAAUGUGUGUGUUUUCAUGUCAGGGUAUGGUGAUAACCAACAAGUGCACUGUUCCUCAAAAUUGUUCAAUUGUGCAAUGGAAAUGUGGUUCCUCAGGACACAUUGGAGACAAACAACUGAUGAAUGCAUGUUCAUUUUCUAAUCAGACUGGUUAUGUUCAUGGUUACGUUUUCGCCUGUUUUCCUCUGUUUUCUCUAAAUUACAUGACAAUUGAUUAAAGGCAUUGGCAAAAAUCUGAUCAUAAUGCACCAUGAAAAGCUCAUGUGUAUGGUUAAACUCACCUUCCUUUGAUUCUGACGCUACGGGACCGUUAACAGACACUAAAUAUUAUCCUAACAUAACUGGAAUGAUUAAAAAGGAUGACUGAAAAGGAAAUGCACUGGUAAAUGCUCACUGUUGUAAUAGUCAAACACAUAACAUUUAAUAAACAAAUUCAUGCACAA